Molecule: messenger RNA, 345 nt
Organism: Purpureocillium lilacinum
Lineage: Eukaryota; Fungi; Ascomycota; Sordariomycetes; Hypocreales; Ophiocordycipitaceae
Product: eukaryotic translation initiation factor eIF-1
Biological process (GO): translational initiation
Cellular component (GO): eukaryotic 43S preinitiation complex
Molecular function (GO): RNA binding; translation initiation factor activity; ribosomal small subunit binding
Source: RefSeq, a predicted model, not a curated record
AUGUCCAUCGAAAAUCUCAAGACCUACGACCCCUUCGCCGAAGCCGACGAAGACACCGGAGAAACCAAGCAGACGCAGAAUUACAUCCAUAUACGCAUUCAGCAGCGUAAUGGACGUAAAACUUUGACCACUGUCCAGGGUCUCCCAAAGAAAUUCGACCAGAAGAAGAUUCUCAAGGUCAUCAAGAAGAAGUUUGCCUGCAAUGGCACCAUCGUCAACGACACCGAAAUGGGCGAGGUGAUCCAGCUCCAGGGAGACCAGCGCAAAGAUGUCCAGGAAUUUCUUGUCGACAAGAAGGAAGGCCUUGAGCUAGACCCCAAGACCAUCAAGGUCCACGGCUUCUAA